This is a messenger RNA of Pomacea canaliculata, 5851 nucleotides long. RefSeq names its product F-box/WD repeat-containing protein 7-like. Gene Ontology annotation, cellular component: cytoplasm; nucleus. The transcript has 13 exons. Gene Ontology annotation, molecular function: ubiquitin binding. The coding region runs from base 80 to 2497 and encodes 805 amino acids. The record is from RefSeq and is a predicted model, not a curated record. NCBI's taxonomy places the organism in Eukaryota, Metazoa, Mollusca, Gastropoda, Architaenioglossa, Ampullariidae. Gene Ontology annotation, biological process: ubiquitin recycling; proteasome-mediated ubiquitin-dependent protein catabolic process.
UUUUCGACAACGGCCAAGAUGGCUACCGCUAUGGACGUUUAAAACAAGCUGCGUUGAAAAAAAAUGAAGGGAAGCAAUCAUGGCAAAACGCAGAAGUGAACCGAUUAAUGCCAUACCUGCACAGAAGUUGGAUCAGGCAGGCUCCAGUGUCAAUCAAAACCAUCUCACACUUGCCAUCAGGAGUCGACAGAAAAAAUACUCAGGCUCCUACACUAAUAAUACUUCAAAACACCCUCGAAGUUCAUCUGCAACCAAAGCAAAUACAACUGUCUGUACACGUGCACAGACACGACAGUUGCUGCAAAGAGCAGUAAGAGAGACAAGACAGAAGGGCUACCAUCUACCCUCAACCUCAACUCCAAGCACUAGCACUAGGGCUGCCACUGUGGCAUCCCACGCCAAAGUGCUGACUUGGUCAGGCCGAGGAGCUAGGAGAUCACGUAGGGAUCUAAAGAUACAGGACAGAGUUGGAGGAGAGACUCCUGACACCUCUAGCUGUGUUGAGGAUGUGGGUCACAUGGAAGAGGAAGCAGCUGUCCAGGACAGAGCUAAAGAUGAGGAUGUCCUUAACAGAAACGAGAACUGUGAUCAGUCUAUAAACCAUGAAGAGGUUGCUGAUGAGGACAUAGACAAUGCAGAGAAUGUUGUUGAUAAUAGUCGUGAUGAGGAUCAGGCAGCAGAUGUUAAUGAAGUGUCAGAUGUGAGCAGUAGUCACGAAGAUGAGGAUAGUGAAAGUAGCGAGGAAGACAAUGCAGCAGAGGAUAGCCUGGACUCCAGCAGCUGCCGAUGCACCUCUACAUGGAGUUGUGGUGGUCAUUCCUGCCAGCGACCUGGUGGUGCAUGCAGUUCUUCAACAUCUAAACUACAGGGCAAGCGCAAUCUCUCAGGAGAAGAUGAGACUGGAGUGGGUGAUGUAUCACCAUGCAAGAAGUCAUGCAAGCCUCUGGGGAAAACAAAAUGUGAUAGCUGUGGUCAGCGUUUGCCAGCAGCUGCUGGCUUAAAACUAGGUGCUGCCCCCAAACCACCUCGUCAGCGUAUUCCUUCCCGUGAGCACCCACCACCUCGUUUGCAGCAGUGGUUGGAUAUGUUUAAGUCUUGGAGCAAUGCUGAGCGCAUGAUGGCACUUGAUGAUCUAAUAUCUUUAUGUGAAGCAUCACAAGUUCGGCAUAUGAUGCAUAUCAUUGAGCCACAGUUCCAGCGGGAUUUCAUCUCUCUUUUGCCCAAAGAGUUGGCUCUGUAUGUGCUUUCUUUCUUGGAUGCUCGUGAUUUGCUAAGAGCAGCCCAGACAUGUCAGUAUUGGCAUGUUCUUUGUGAAGACAACUUGUUAUGGCGUGAGAAGUGCAGAGAAGAAGGAAUAAGUGAGUCGCUUGUGUAUGGCUCGCGACUUCGGCGUCGGCCUGGCAAUCCCAGUCCUUGCAAAGCCCUGUACAUGAGACAGUCCCAGAUAGAACAAAACUGGCGUACAGGAACAUCAAAACCAACUAAAAUACUGAAGGGUCAUGAUGAUCAUGUUAUCACCUGUUUAGAAUUCUGUGGCCAUCGCAUUGUUAGUGGAUCUGAUGACAAUACUCUCAAGGUGUGGUCAGUUUUAACAGGCAAGUGUCUUCGAACAUUAGUUGGUCAUACAGGUGGUGUGUGGUCAUCACAAAUGUCUGGCAGCAUCAUCAUCAGUGGAUCUACAGACCGAACCCUGAAGGUGUGGAAUGCCGAAACAGGAGCGUGUCGGCACACUCUCUAUGGGCAUACAUCAACAGUCAGAUGCAUGGCACUAUGUGGAAUUGUGGUUGUUAGUGGUUCAAGAGAUGCCACUCUGCGUGUGUGGGACGUGGAGACUGGCCAGUGCCUUCAUGUCUUGAUGGGACAUGUUGCAGCAGUGCGAUGUGUGCAGUUUGAUGGCCGUCGUGUCGUGUCUGGGGCAUAUGAUUAUACUGUGCGUGUUUGGGACCCAGAGACUGAGACCUGUCUGCAUGCCUUACAAGGUCACUCAAAUCGUGUUUACUCCUUACAGUUUGAUGGAAUCCACGUGGUGAGUGGCUCUCUAGACACUUCAAUACGUGUGUGGGAUGUGGAAACAGGUGCAUGCCUACACACACUUAUUGGUCAUCAGUCUCUUACUUCAGGCCUGGAAUUGAAAGACAAUAUUUUGGUAUCUGGAAAUGCUGACUCUACUGUUAAAGUGUGGGACAUCACCACUGGGCAAUGCCUUCAGACUCUGCAAGGGCCUCACAAGCACCAGAGUGCUGUAACCUGCCUGCAGUUUAGUAAGAAGUUUGUAAUCACAUCGUCUGAUGAUGGCACAGUGAAAAUAUGGGACCUGCGCUCGGGUGAGUUCCUGCGCAAUCUAGUGUCAUUGGAUAGUGGGGGCAGUGGCGGCGUAGUAUGGCGGCUGCGUUGCAGUAACACCAAGCUCGUCUGUGCUGUUGGCAGUCGCAAUGGUACCGAGGAAACUAAGCUGAUGGUCCUAGACUUCGAUGUAGAUGAUAAACGUCAGGUGUAGGUGAGCUUUCACUUGCUGGAGUCUUUUGAUGACUGUAAGAGAUGAUCUGCAGGUGGAAGAAGCUUUUGUGGUCCAGCUGUACAUAAGCUCUUGCUAUAUGUUCAGCUACCCAAACAGAUGCUUGAUAACCAGGCAGAGAAAGGAUACCUUGAGUAGUCAUAUACAGUGUCAAAUGCAUUCUAAAAGUGCUGUGCUUGAGUGCCCAGGAGUAUAUGAACAAGAAGUAUUCAAAAUAGGAGAAGAAUUGCAUCUCAGGCUAUUAUCUUUUUUUUUUGUUUGGUUUUUUUUUUGGGUUUUGUUUGGUUUUUUUUUGAAACAUGAUAGAAUGAACUAAUUGUGAAAGAAAAUGUGGCAUUUCUUUUUUCUUAAACUGAAGCAAGUGCAGCACACAGAUCUUAAUAAGCAUGAGGCAUGGUACUUGAUUAUCUUCAUGAGUGGUUCACCAGAAUGUAGGUAUAAACCAUUUUUUUAAAUCUUGAAAGCAAAUGGUGGACCCGUUGUACCUGUCUUGAGGAAUAAUAAGCAAGUUGCUUGACACCUUCUCACUAAAGGGUGGUAAACCUUGUGUGGGGUCUAGAUUAUUACAAGAUAUCAAGAGACUGGAAGUAUGUGCUGUAUGCAUACCAAUACGUGAAGGGUACUUUCCCCUGCAGACCUUGAGUGUGGAAUAACAAACCAAAAUAAAAAUAAUAAUAAACAGCACAAAGGCAGCAACAAGUAACAUGAAGACAAAUUGUGUGUUUAAGAAACUAUGUCUUCAUGAAAAACUGCAAGAUGGGGUGUUAACAAUCGUAUCGAGCAGUUCAUGUGCUGAAAGGUAUUCAGACAUUUAUAUGAAGUUUUUGUUUUCCUUCACAAAUACUUGAAACACAUUUUUUAAAGGAAGUGAGUCGUUUCAGCAUGUUGUUCAUAGUGUAAAAAACCAUGCACACUCAUGUUUUCCAUAUGGGCAGAGACGUGCAGACAUGAUGCUUACCCUUACUUUCAAUCCUCCAUGUGUGCUUUGCUUCCACACACAACUCUGUCACAUUUUGGGGUAUUCCAUAAAGUGUGGAGGUCGUCACCUUUGUGAAGCAAAUGUGAAAAAAAUGGCAUAUGUACAGAUGUAUAACAAUGAUUUUUGUGGGAGCACAGUUGAAAGUAUUGCCACUAACCCUGCUGAAUGAGGCAGGUCAGUGCUUCAAGUGCUUGGUGGUUGUAUUUUCAGAGUUGGUCAAAUCAGGUUACUUUAAUGCUCAGAAAUAUUGCAAAAAAGAUUUUUUCAAAAACAUUCUCUAGCAUUUGGUGUUAGGUGGUGAAAGCGGAGGUGGUAUAAACAAGGCAAAUACCAUUAAUCACAUUGUUUAUUAUUAUUAUUAUUAUUAUUAUUAUUAUUAUAUGUUUAUGAGCAGAUUAGAAAUGAUUUGUGCCCUUUUUUCUAAAAAGAUGUUAGCUGCAUUAAUUUUUUUUUGUUGUUGCUGUUGUUCAUGGGUGAAAUAUCAUAAAACUCUGGCUCAUAUUUUUCAUGAAUCAUGAAAAUGUUAUUUCCUUGACACCCCUUCCCCCCCCCAAAAAAAAAAAAAAAUCAGUCUGUGCUUGGCUGCAUUGUCCAGACAAGGAAAACUUUAAGAAGCAUGAUUAUAAAAUUAAGGAAAAUUUAGAGUUAUUUACCAUUUAAGGUAGGUGUCAUCAGUGGCAUCAUCUCUUCUCAUAUAUUUGAUGUAGAGUGUUUUUUGUGUAACGUCAACUGCCAUUCCUUAUAUCUUCUAUUUUUGUAACUGUUUUCAUUUUAUAGCUUUCAGUAUUUUGAAUUUCAUAAAAGUAUCAAGGGUCAUGUGACUGAUUCAGAGUUUGAAACAGUGUUCCACCAAGAGAUCUGACCCAUGCUGCAGAAUCAUUUUCUUUCCUUUUCGCAGUUUAAUUCUGGUUCUUCCUGCAUAAAUCUUCUUAGUUUUUUUACGAGGUCACAGCCAUAAAACAGUUUGUAUUACUUUGCUAGUUUCAGUUAUUUAAACAGCCUACACUAAUAAAAGUUCCGAGUCUUUAAGUAAUUGUUAAAAUGGCUAGCAUGUUGAGCGGUGGAUAUUUUGGUUCUGCAGUUUAGGCUUUGUAAAGAUUCAGUAAUUAUGUUUGACCAGCAUUACCUGUUUAAAGAUUGUGUCAAUCACUUGGAGCACUAUAUCAGGUUAUUGGAAAGGGGAAUUUCAAGCUUGAUGACUUGUGAAUCAAUCCAUCUUGCAGUCUGGUUUUUUUUUUUUCUUUCUAAAUUUCUGUUCGCCAACACCGGAGGUAUUAGUACUACCUAGCAGCUAGCAAAAAAAAUGUGAAUUGUCUUUUGUGACUAGUUCUGUAGCUUUCUGUAAACAUGCAUGUGAAAUAAGGGGGAUGAAAAGGGUGUGACUGUGCUACUAUAUAUGUUUAAUAGUGCAGUUACACAAUAUGAUGAUUUCUUGACAAGUUUCUUAAAUCAGAAAAUAAGAUUGCGGUGCUGAGUGGAAUGCAAAGGUGUUUUGGUGAAGAAAUUGAAAGCUUGUGAGAAAACCUUAAAAGAGUAGUUUGCAGUAAGUGAUGAGAAAGUGUAGAAAUUCAGGUCUGGCAGCGAAAGUCUUGAUCCUCUUGGUAUUUCCAGAGUACAAAAAUUACUUAAGAUUCCAAAAUUCCCUAAAAUGACCUUUUAAAUUUAUUGUGUAAAGAUGUUGCUGCUGUCUUAAAGAACUUUGGGCUUCUAAUGACCAGAAAACUAUUAUCUAUUAGAACCGUUCUUUGGUAUCUGCAUGCCUCUUAUUUUAGUGUGUUUUCUAUUUUAUAUUUAUGUUUAAAUAGCAUGAAGUUUAGUUAAAGCACAAAUAUUAAAAAGUUCCAGCAUUGAAUCAAUGUCACUUUGACAAAAAAAAAAACCAAAAAAAGCUACAGCUAGGCGAGUGCAACUUAAAUGGACAUCAAGAACUAUGCUAAAACCAGUGAAGAAGUCCAGCAUCAUUUUUCUUUAGAUGGUUUUGGGUUUUCCUCCGCCUUAAUGGUGACAGUCUUUCUGAACUGUGCUCAGCCUGGGCAAUUUUUGUAAAGAUUCAGAAAACAAAUCUAGGGUAGGAGGAAGAUGUGGAAUUUAAGAAAUUGAUAGUACUCUCCGUCAAUAUGGCUGCCAAAGGAGACUUUCACCUGAAAGAGCUUAAGUUGUCUGCUAGUGAGGCCAGUUAGGGUCUUGGUAGUGUGUGAGGAUGCCCUCAGGUAAGUGUGAGUGUGUGUGUGGGGGGUGGCGAUGAGCGGGGCUGGUGUAUGUGUCAACAUCCUGCUGCAGCCACAAAUUUUAAUAUCUUGAUGUGGAUGUGAAAUAUGGCAUUAAGGAUUGGUGAUUAAAUCACUUACAAGCAAAGA